ACGCCGCUCACUGCCAUGGUCUUCGAGAUUCGGGUGAGUGGUUGUCACCUCCACUCUGUCGUUACCUCUCUCACUCACUCUCACGAACAGAUCUCCCUCACACACGAAGAGAAUAGAAACCGAGUCCUAGCUCUCUCUCGACUCUCCUUGGUUAAGGGUAGCCGCAAUUCUCCCAUUUCGAAGCUAAGUUUCCUAUCCCAUCCACUGCAGCUAAAAAUCAGCAGCUGCAGUAUUACUGAUUUCUAUUCUUUAUGUGAUCUUUGUAGGUCUAAAUACGAGCAGCAAGCAUUUUUGAAGCCUAGCCUGCGUAUUCAAUCAGGUUCUGCAAAACAGUCUUUACAAGCAAGUUUAUCCCGAAAGAUUGUUAACAGCCUACGAAGUUCGAAUUCAUCAGAAAACUCAGAAUAUAUAGGAACAAUGAAGGUUAAAGUACUUAAAGGCUCCAACUUAGCUGUUCGGGAUAUGCUAUCAAGCGAUCCAUAUAUUGUGUUGACUCUCGGGCAGCAGAAAGUGCAAACGAGCGUGGUGAAUAGCUAUUUGAAUCCGGUAUGGAAUGAGGAGCUUACGCUUUCUAUUCCACACGAUUACAGCCAAGUAAAACUGCAAGUUUAUGAUCACGAUACGUUCUCUGCUGAUGACAUAAUGGGAGAGGCGGACAUAGACAUUCAGCCGAUGAUAACCUCAGCAUUGGCAUACGGAGACGCUAGAAAGUUUGCGGACAUGCAGAUCGGGAAGUGGCUGAAAUCAUACGACAACGCACUCAUAGAGGAUAGCCCUGUCAACAUUGUUGCUGGGAAGGUGAGGCAGGAUCUGUGGCUCAGGCUCCAAAAUGUAGAAUCUGGUGAAGUAGAACUUGAACUAGAGUGGGUUCUUCUUUGAACUUUCUUCAUUUGUAUAUGUAUUCCCCCAACCUCAUUAUUGUCAUUUUUCAGAAUAA
Molecule: messenger RNA, 937 nt
Organism: Salvia miltiorrhiza (redroot sage)
Lineage: Eukaryota; Viridiplantae; Streptophyta; Magnoliopsida; Lamiales; Lamiaceae
Product: ADP-ribosylation factor GTPase-activating protein AGD12-like
Exons: 4
Coding region: 16-879 (287 amino acids)
Molecular function (GO): phospholipid binding; GTPase activator activity
Source: RefSeq, a predicted model, not a curated record